CAAUCAAAGAAAGUAAAUGUAUUAAAUAUUUAAUAUUCAAGAUUCUACACUAUUUCUAGGUCUCUAUUUAAAUGUAAGAAAUGUGUGAUAUUGACCAUGUUAACUGCUUUGUACAAAAGGUCAGAUUUUCUUCAUGUCUAAUCUCUUCUACUGAAGCAUGUGUUCAGACGACACUCUGAUGGAUUUGAUCUAAAAUGGAUCAUAAGGUUUUACACAAACUUGUGGAGUCCACGCCAGCUCGAGUGCACACUGUCAAUAAAGCAAAAAGGGGACAUACCAAAUACUAAGAAACUCUGAAAUUCUUAUAAAUAUUUCAAAUAUUCUACUUUUCACUCUAGUUCUUGUCACUGAUAUCACUUGUAAUGAAAAUUGUUGUAUUAAAUUGGAAAAGAAUGUAAAGUAGAAGUAUUUUCACUAGUGCUCUCAGACUUUUGGACUCCACUGUAGGUAGCAUAUUUUAAGGGAUUUGUCACACAUCAUUUCUAACAGUAGUAUAGCAUAAUAUAUAAUUAACUGUCAUACCACUCUAUCAUCACACUGCUACAUGCUGUCACAGUACACAUACUGCGUUCUGGGGAGAAAACAAAUCUCUGGAAAAAGCAAGUUUUUGAAUUGGCAACCUGAAGAGUCAGUAAACACUCCAAAUGUGGGGUGUAACAGCAUGAACACAAAGCACUUGCCAGGUGGUGUGUGUGAAGUGUACAGCCAGGUGCUCGCUCCUAAAACAAGCUCUCCGGAGCUGGAAGGCCAUUAAGCCUUCCAAAACCGGACCCCUCCUGCUGGGAGUGUGCUUAGAAGCGGUUGUAAUCCUGGCUGCCUUCUUCCUCAGCCGUCAUGGGAACCGGCAUCCCGUAACCUUCAGGGAAUCCUGGGAAAAAUGCUCAAUUACUUCCUGAUUUCUGUUUGAAGAAUGGAAUGUUGCCUAGGUGUUCGUAGUAGCAGCAUGCUUAUUAUUUUAAAAAGGGCAGAUUAGCCAAAUCUGUUCUUGUAAAUAUGGAUUAACAAUGUCUUGUGUAAGGAAUAAAACAAAACCGGGUGUGGUGGUGUAGGAAAAUAAUCAAUGACAGGAUGGUGUGAUGCAGCCUGACGAAAAACAGAGUUACUAUUAACACCUGAAAGUUGAUUAUUUUCCAGCAACAGCACAUCCUGAAGUGUUUUAUUCCUCUUAUACCAAUUACAAUUUUUUGUUUAUUAAAGCAUGAAAUGUCAUGAUUUAUUCCUUUAUAGUUAUAUUUUAUGCUGUAGAAAGAAGUUACUGUGAAAUCAAGCAUCUGUGAAACAAGUUACUUCCAGUUAAACAUACCUUAUAGCAGCUAUAAACAGUCGUUUCCUCACCAAUUUCUCUUUUUUUCUCUCUCGUGUUACUGAGAAACCACAAAGCACAAAAAAAAUCUGUCCUGAAGACUCUCUUAUGCAAGAAAACAUCAAGUUAUAGCUUUACCUCUGACUGUUACGAAGUGCUGACACUGGAGACUCCUUCACCAUAUCAACAAUUAUGUGUUUUUUUUUUAAUCUGUUAUAAUGGAGCAACCACAAUACAUGUCCCUGUGUAAGUUGUUAUUAUAGGAAAGAUAGCAUAGUAAAACGGGCACUUUAAUAGAAACCUGUGAUUUGCCUUGGAAGCGAAAGUGAGUUUGUUAGCUUGCUAACAUGGAUGUUUCACAUUUACUUUUCUUAAAGUCACGGUUCAUAACUUAUUUGGUGACAACAACAGUGAUGAAAAGUGAAGAGGUUGAACUCGUUUAAACUGGAAAUCUUCUUUUAACAGAAAUUUGGUCUUAAUCAUAUACAUAAUCACAUUAGUUAAUCAUAUUGGAAACUACAUACUAAUGAUUUCAUUCAGAAUCUUUCCUGCUCAAAUUGUAUGCACCAAAAGAAUCUGAUCAAGCUGCUUGUCUGAACAUAACCGUGGUGUAUUUCCCCAGUGUUCACUUAUUAUGGUACACCACUAUACUGAUAUAUUUUUACAUCAUUAUGCAAGCCUGCUGUGCAUAACACCUGGGGUCAGGACGAAACCUGCUUAUACAUUGUGAUCAAAUAAGCCAGUCCCCUGGACCAAGGACGACUUCCCCAGUUGUCCUUCCACGUGACAGCGAGGCCGCCCUUAUGACUUCUACACAACAGCACUACACAACAAAAUACAGUCUUAAACUUGCUUCCAUUAAUCUGAUGUAAAGUGGAAUGAAUGUAAGUAGAAAUAAGACAGUCAAGUAAUUUAGUAACCAAGUGUAGCUGGAAAACACUCCCUUCCCCCCACAAGUGGUGUGUGUGUGUGUGUGUGUAUGAUAAUCACCUUUACACUUCCUCGCUGAAUUCACACAGUGGCCUCAGGCUGCUGCUGAACAGCUUCUGUCGUCCAAUCCUCCAAUCCCGAGCCUGCGUUCUCAGGAAGUUGUGGGGUCAUUGAUUCCUUUAGGGAAGGGGCUAAAGAGGAAAUUGGCUUUCAGACUUUUCUGCCCCCCCGCCUUCUUCAGAUGAACAAUUUCAGUCCGCUCUGUCAGACUAAUCCAGAAGUCCUCCAAGUCUUCUGGAGGACUUUGUUUUAAUGAGCUUUUAAUUCUACAGCAUUAAGAGUAAGUUAGAAGUGGUGUUGAGUACGUACCUGUUCAUCCCCUGCCUGAAGGUGAUCUGUAGUGCACUGUAGUGAUCUUCAUGGCAGGUGCCGCUUUAACCCGUUUCUGAAGGAUGGCUGUCCCUGUAGCCGUGUAUCUCUUGGUUGCUUCCAGGCUGCUUUUGGCUGUAGUGAAGUGUGACAGCAUCAACUUCUAUAAUAUCAGGCCUCCUGUGGAUGCGACUCCAUAUCCCAAAAGCUUCAAGUGCUUCACAUGCGAGCAGGCUUCAGACAACUACAGCUGUAAUCGCUGGGCUGAAGACAAGUGGUGUCCUCAGAAUACACAGUACUGCAUGACCAUACAUCAUUUUGGUCGACACGGGAAAACUAAGUUUGUAACAAAAAGAUGCGCUUCGUUCGAUGACUGCAAUUUGACUGGAUGCCGACAUCACGGGAACACACACCACGCGGAGUGUGUGUCAUGCUGUGAGGGCAUGGCAUGUAACGUGGAGCUUCCCACUAAUCACACCAACGCCGUGUUCAUGCGGAUUCAGGAUUUCAGCUCCGCCGCGACACGCAGCAGCAGCAGCUGGACUCCCAUAUUUCUAUUAACCGCAGCUCUUGCAUCGCUGUUACCUUUGUGACAAUAUCACAGUGCUGCUGAGCCUGUAAAAUAUCCUGCUGGAAUACCACUGGCACAUAGCAAAAUGGCUUCUGGGAGUCUUCAAGAAAGCAGAAAGUUCCUCCUGCCUCUUCAGUGUUGGACGUAUAAAAGCAGGCAAUUAUAAUAGCAAAGCUGUCUCACUGACCUGACCGAAAGUCCAGCCAAUCAGUGCACAAAUCCAAACCAAGAAGCCAUGGAAUCGGAGACUUUGCCAAUGUCAACCGUUUGCCAAUGACAUGCUAAAUAGGAUGGACAAAAGGAUUCAUUUAGCUGCGAGGAUGUUGAUUCCCCGAGUAAUGCUUCAUUGGGUUUGUAUUGACCCUGAUGAAGGACACGUACAGGACUGAGGGAUUCUGGGAUGGCGGGACGACCUCGUCCAGUGGCUCGGAGCCCAGAGACUGUUCCAGAAAAACCCUAACAAGAUGACAAAACCACUCUCUUACGCAGAACUCGCUGGAAGAGAUCUGGCAGUAAGGCUUAGAGAAGAAAGUGGACAGAUGUUUUAAUGUUUAAUGGUCACAAUUUGCUUUAGAAAUCUCACAGAAAGAAAGCAGGUGACUAACAGUGGUAGCUGAAACAGUCAAUCAGUGGAUGCUGUGACACAUUAAUUUAACAGAUAUUCAUAGCAGUAUUUAUGAAUAAAGAACAAAUAAAUAAUAAAAAACAUCAUGAAAGUAACAAGGAUUAUUAUUAUUAUUAUUAUUAUUAUUAUUAUUAUUCCACUAUGAAAUAAUUCAAAGUUGCUGUUAGGGUUCCACAUGGUUUCAUAAUACAUUUUAUUUAAUUUCUAUAUUAUUUUAUUUUAAUUUAAUAAUCUGUAGGAUCUUGACUACAUUGAACAAAUGGUUUGUCCCUGUUUUGGACAAAUUAGUAAUACUUGUGAUAUAUGUGACAGGUUUUAUUGUUUUCUCCCUUUAGAGUCAAAUCACAUGAAGAGACAAGAUAGGCCUCACCAGAUUUUUCCCUUUCUUUUGUACAAAUGAGAAUUAAUUGCAUUAAUAGGCAUACAUUUUAACAAGAAAGGUAUGUUGGAGAAAGAAUGGUGUUAAAAAAAAAUCUGAAUCACAUAAAAGAAUCAUGAAUCAUUUUGGUCAUGAACUACAGAUAAAUGGACACUAUAAAGAUGACACCAGACCAACACACACUUGUUAUGUAACAGUUUAUUCUAAAAACCAGUUUCCAUUUCCAUCAGUCCCAUUUCCUUUCAUCCACACUUUCAGGCAUUUUCAGUCGGUUUUUGUCAUGAGAAAAUUCAGUAUUCUUUGUGCUGGGUUUAAACUUACGCUUUGAGUCUUUAUGAAAUGAGGGGCUUCUUCUCCUUAAAUCUCCCUCCACAUUAACACAACUCCCUAAAGACUGAUGCUGCUGAACACAAAGCCAUGCGCCAUUUGUAUCUUCUCUGUCUAGACUAAUGGGAUUGCGUUUGUCUGACUAAACAUGACAUAUGGCUUUUUCCUUUUACAUUGAAGUGUGUGUGCGCACUGAGACUCUAUUGACUGAUGGUGUUGAAGCGUGUCAUGUAUAUGGGUUAGACAUACCCCCUAUGUUUUGUCAAAGUGAAAGUGUUUGGUGAGUGGUAACAUGUCAGCGGAAGUUUGAGCCACCAUUGUGCUGCCUGAAUGAAUCCGAGUGGACAGAUAAAGACUGGAAAAACAUCAUCUGGAAUUUUCCAAACUUCAGCUGUCCAGCAUUAGUGAUCCUGAGCCCACUGUAGCCUUAUAUUCCUGAUCUUGGCGGACAGGAGUGGAACCUGGUGUGGUCUUUUGCUGCUGUAGCCCAUCCACCUCAAGGAUCAACAUAUUUUGCCUUCUGAGAUGCUUUUCUGCUCACCACAGAUGUAAAGAGUGGUUAUUUGAGUUACCAUAGCCUCAAAACUGUCACCUUCCUAUCAAAUCAAACCACUCUGGCCAUCUUCCUCUGACCUCUCUCAUGAACAAGGUGUUUCUCCAUGCAGAACUGCUGCUCACUGGAUUUGUUUUUUCUUUCCCUGCACCAUUCUGUAUAAACUCUAGAGACUCUUGUGUGUAAAAAUCCCAACAGAUCAUAAGUUUCUGAAAUACUCAAACUAUAUGCCAGUCGUAGUCACUGAGAUGACAUUUUUCCCCAUUCUGAUGUUUGGUGUGAACAUUAACUGAUUCUCUUUAUUGCAUUGCACUGCUGUCACAUGAUUGGCUGCUUGGAUAAUCUGGAUAAUGAAUGUGCAAUUAACCAACCCACAUUUUACACAACUCACUUUUCUAAAACUAGAUCUUGUCCAGCUCUGUAAUGUGACCGGGUCUCCUCGGCUGCAUUGUCUCAGCGUGUUUGUUCUCUAAAGGCUUGUAAAGCUUAACAUAAUGCACAGGGGGUCAGAGUUCAUAGCGUUAAUUGGUAGCAGGCGGAGACUCGGAGAGAUCCUGCUUUCUUUGUUAUACCAUCAGGAUCUGAGGGGUUCUUAGUAACGGAACCACAAAAACACUAAUGACGGAGAAUCUCCUGAUGGAUUACAGACGGAAUUGCUGUGUGGCCACCCUCACCAUUCAUAGAGCUAGUAAACCUCUGAGUGCAAAGACUAAGGACCAAGUACAGGCCCUUUCAAAGAAAAGAAUUCUACCAUAGAUAGCAUUUAUGAUUGCAUUGGAGCAACUGACAGCUAACUUCACUAAAAUGUAAAGCUUUUAAUCACUAAUUGGCAUUGUGGAAAUUAUCACAUACUUUGUUCAAGUAAGAAGCAUUUGAUUACAUAGAUGGCACUGAUCCGAUACCCAGUAUCAGUAUUGGGCUGAUACCAGCAAAAAAAAAAAAAAAUGGUGGAUCGGAGAGAAAUAUCGUAUAUCAGUUCCUGUAACAAAUGGCAAAGAUUAGAAUUGGAUUUGGAAAAGGAAUUAAUUUUUGGGACUGUAAAUGUUUACAUAUAAAGAGAUUUGACUGUUUUUUCUUUUGUUAGAAUUGAUUUUAUUCUAUUUAUACUUGAUAUUAUAUAAUAUGUAUAUACAAUAUAUAUGAUUUUUGUGUUAGAGUUUAAUUGUGAAGUGCUUCAGUUAAAAAAAGAAUGAAGCUUAGUAGUUUAUAAAGAAAACAAUAUCGGUAUUGGAUAAUAUUCAAGGUUUAGGUAUCGGAAAAGAAAAAGUGAUAUCUUGCCAUCUCUACUGCAUAAGUAGCAGGUUAGAAAAAUAUAGGAAAUAUAUGAAUAAAGCUGAAAUAAAUAAAGUAAUAAAUAAAGCGAUUCAGGUUCACAUGACCAAAAUGAAUAUUUUUCUACCAUGUAAUUUAUAUUUUUAUAAAUAAUUUAGAAUUUAUUUGUUCAUUUUUAUACAAUAAGUCUAUUUGAGAUUCAGCACGGGAUGAGGGAUGUGUGACUUUGCUAACUGGUUCGGUCUGUUACUUAGCCAUGUUAGUAUCAUAGCUCUAGUGAAAAACCUAGAGGUUUUGAAAUAUAGAAGUCUAAAGAGUUUAAAGCUGAUGGUUUUUGAUGGCUAUCUUCAGUGAUUGGUUCCUUACCAACUGUUACUACCUCAUCAGUCAUCAGUGAGGCCUUGCGUGUGUGAACUGUUCUCCGCUUGAUGACACUGCAAACAGUUUCACGUAUGUAAGACUCAUUGAGCAACCAUCAAAGGUCCAGUUUAGGUCCAGCAGGAAGGAUCAAGAAGAUGGCACUUCUUUGAGCUUUAGAUGGAGGUCGUCCCCUGUGGUGCUGUGUAAACAUGAAGCUCAGAGCAGACACUCAUGUUCCUACAAACAAGCCCUGUGAUCUUUCAGCACAUCUCACAGCAGGAGGGAACUCGGAGGAGCUGUGUGACCUGAACCUCCUUGUGCAUGGAAGUGACUGGAUUUUCAGUUAUGUUGGGGAAAAUGACAAAGAAACUGAACAAGCGGCCUGAAAAGUGGCCAAUUAGUAAAUGAAAACAGUGUUUUAUCUGCAUCAGUGAGGAAAUGUUAAAACUCCAGACUUAAAUAUUUAUCUAAUACGUUAAUUUAACAAAUUGUCAUGUUGAUUGGUUGAUUAAUGGCAUAUAAUUGGAUAUUCCAAUCUGACAGUUUUCAGCGCAUCAAAGCAUCUACAGGUAACAUUUUCAGAAAACAUGACCAGGAUAAAGCAGUUACAGAAGAUGAAUGAAUGUAAGUAUACUUGAAUAAGUCUUUAUUUGCUUUCUUAUUUUAUAUCUACUGUCUAACCCUUACUCUAAUGGCAUCUACUGGCUUGCUCCAAACGAUAACUUAUUGUACUUGUACAGUGACAAUAAAGAUACCUUAUCUUACCUUAUGUUGAAUGAAUGGCAAAAUCAUCCAUCCAUCCAUCCAUCCAUCCAAUUGUAUCUCACUAUUCAGUGUACUUGUUUUGAGGAUCAAUCUGCCCUUCAAUAGUUUCAAGCAAUUCCUCUAAAUGAAUGAUUUUCUCCUUUAAAACAAUUUUAGUACUGUAGCGAACAGUUGUACAGUCAACUCAAAAUUUAUUGGCACCCUUCCUGGGGGGCAAACUAUUGUGUCCUUUUCCCUUCAAAGUUUCAACUCUUCUAGGCUUUUAAUUUUUUUCUUUUGCUAUUAUGGCCCUUAUUUGUAUUUAAUGAU
This is a messenger RNA of Pangasianodon hypophthalmus (striped catfish), 7763 nucleotides long. It is a transcript of the gene lypd6b, whose product is annotated as LY6/PLAUR domain containing 6B. The transcript is spliced from 6 exons. Gene Ontology annotation, molecular function: acetylcholine receptor regulator activity. The record is from RefSeq and is a predicted model, not a curated record. Bases 2686 to 3195 code for a protein of 169 amino acids. Lineage: Eukaryota; Metazoa; Chordata; Actinopteri; Siluriformes; Pangasiidae.